Oppia nitens is the source of this 3092-nucleotide messenger RNA. RefSeq names its product nephrin-like. The record is from RefSeq and is a predicted model, not a curated record. Bases 66 to 3092 code for a protein of 1008 amino acids. Lineage: Eukaryota; Metazoa; Arthropoda; Arachnida; Sarcoptiformes; Oppiidae. Gene Ontology annotation, molecular function: protein binding. The transcript has 15 exons.
UUUUCAUACAAUUAUUACUAAUACGACUACUAAUAAUACACUAUAAUAUCACUUCAGUGGAUAGCAUGUGGAUAAUAGACUUUCCAGCCUAUAAUGCAGUGGUCGGCGGUAUGGUAGCCCUACCGUGCAAUGUAACCCCACCUACCUAUGAUGACGGUGUAUCGCUGGUACUAUGGUACAGGGAUGAUACGGGUAAUCCGAUUUAUACGGUGGAUGCCCGUUCGACACAUUUGGAUAGUGCCAAACAUUUUGCCAGUGCCGACAUACUCGGCCAGAGAGGUGUCUUCAAUAUAACAUAUCCGAUGGCUUAUAUGCGGAUCAGUCCGGUUAUGGGCGCCGAUGGCGGCGAGUAUAGGUGUCGAGUGGACUUCCGUCGGGCCCGGACUGUCAACCGGAUACUUAAGCUCAAUGUUAUUGUGCCUGUAUCUAAAGUGGUCAUCUACGAUGACAGCGGCAACCGUAUCAACGACAUUGCCGGCCCAUUCAACGAGGACUCGUCGGUCAAUUUGACCUGUGAUUCGGAAGGAGGAAACCCUCCGCCGGCGGUCAAAUGGUGGCGCGGUUCAGCCUUAACAGAUGAUACCUAUUUUACGACACCAAAAGGAUUGAUUAGAAAUGUGAUACAUAUGCCAACCCUUAGGAGGGACGACCUGAUGACAGUACUCACUUGUCAGGCGUCCAAUACCAAUCUGACAGUGCCUGCAUCCCAGACCAUUGCCAUUGAUCUUAAUUUAAAGCCAAAAGAGGUCAGAAUUAUAACACCCGAACACAAUAUGUCGGCCGGCGAUCGGGUAGAGUUGGUCUGCCAGUCAUCGGGCAGCCGACCAGCGGCUAAGAUUCAUUGGCGUAAAGGAUCGCAACGUAUGGACAGUAGCGGCGAAAGUACAUCCGAUGACGGCUCAGUUACCACUAAUUUUCUAGCAUUUGUGCCCACCAUCGAUGAUAAUGGCAAACAACUGGCCUGUACUGUCACUAAUCAAAAGUUUCCCGAUUUUCAACUACAAAAUAAUUGGACAUUAAAUGUCUUAUACGCACCGAUUUUAUCAUUGAUUUUAGGCGCCAGUGUUCAACACCAGGAUAUACUCGAAGGCAGUGAUGUAUACUUUGAGUGCAAUAUUCAAGCCAAUCCGCCCGUAACCGAAAUCGGUUGGCUAUAUAAUGACCAACAAUUGGACACUAGUAUGUCGUCCACAACUACGACAUCAUCAUCAUCUAUACUACCGGGGCUUGAAAUCAAAAACAAUUCACUGUUUAUACGUAAUAUUGGCAGAAAAUUGCAUAGAGGAAAGUACCAGUGUUUUGCGGUCAAUGGCCAGGGACGCGGGGACAGUGAUGUUGUCAAUCUUAAAGUCAAAUAUCCACCAAUUUGUAAGUCAGUACAGCGGGUCUACUACGGUGUGGCCAAACAAGAGGUGGCCCGAGUCGAGUGCGAAGUAGAUGCCGAUCCCGGCGAUGUAGUGUUUCAUUGGUCGUUCAAUAAUAGUGCCGCAACAACGGGAACGGGUGGUAGUGUGGACAGCCUGGACACUACCAUCACAACCACUACCACUACCACCACCGCCGCCAACAAUGUGGUCCAGUUUGUUAGCGAAGGCAAAAAAAGUUACGCCACUUAUAUACCGCGUGUGGACUUAGAUUACGGUCGGCUAUAUUGUUGGGCACACAAUAGUGCCGGCAAACAGCGGGAACCUUGCGUUUUCUUUGUCAUCGAAGCCGGACCACCCGAUCCGCCGGAUAACUGUUCGGUGACCAACAUUACCGUACAUUCGUUGACCAUUGAAUGUUUGCCCGGCUAUUCGGGCGGUUUGGAUCAGAUAUUCUAUCUGGAAGUGAUCGGUUCAAACCCGAACCAUCAUCACCGACAGUACGCCAACAUGACAUCCCGAGAGUAUCCGUUUUUCAUUAUCCAUGGCCUACCGACUGGCCAGACGUUUCGGUUGGUCCUCUAUUCGACCAAUGCUAAGGGCAAAAGUCGACCGAUCAGUAUGACUGGCAGUACACUGUUGGCCGCUCAGUGGCAAUCGGAUGACCUGGAGCCAAUAGUAAUUAGUCCCCUAUUGGCAAUAUUGAUGGGCAGUGUCGGUGCAUUAAUUUUAUUAGCAAUUAUUAUCAUAAUGAUAAUGAAAUUAAAAUCGGAUAACGAAAAUAAAAAUACAGAAAAACUUGUUAUAAAUUCAAUUAAUCGCUCAAAUCAUAUAUCUAAUGAUAUAAAGUCGUCGACAAUAAAUCGCAAAUUUUAUACCAUGGAUGACAAUUGUCCGGAUAUUAUACUAACAGAUAUGAUAAUCACAUCUAAAGACAAUAACUGCUAUGAAUUAAGCAAUAAUCAUAAGUCGUCGGCAAAUCAUAGGACGACUACAUUCAUGACAACCACUACUUUAGACCGAAAUAAUAAAUUAUCGGUUAAUACCAAUAAUACUAAUACUAAUCCCCAAUCGUUGACCAUCGCUGCCGAUACCAUACCACCGCCCGAUUCGUUUCACGACAGAUACGAUUCGACUGAUCUGAUCCUAACGUCAUGCGAUGCCAAUACCAUGUCUUCGCCGUCUCCGUCGACAUCGACACUAACUAAUAAUACUACGACAACAACUGAUCCGCUAAGACUGCUGUGUAAUGUCAAACAUAAUCACAAUAUGAAUGCCGCCAACAGCAACAACAAUAACCUAUUGACUUACGCGGAGAUAAUCCUAUCAAACGAUUCGCAUAAUCACAUCAAUUGGGAAAACAGUAAUAAUACUAAUAGUAAACAACAAUUUGUUGGAUUCAAUAACGAUAUAAAUCAUAUACAACAACACCACCAGCAACACCAUCACCACCAGCAACAACAACAACAGCAUCGGGUCAACGAUUAUCAUCGAUCGUCGCCUCAUGUGGUCAUCAGUGCCAAAGUUGGCGGCGGUAAUGAUCAUCAAUUGUUGCAAACAUUUUCCCGCCACCGAUCAGAUCAGACAAUAUCGGAUGACGAAAGUAUUAGUGUUAUAACCAGUAGUAAUGCCAAUACGCCGCCAAUGAUGACCAUCAAUGGCAAGAAUGAAAGCGCAACGUGGGUGAUUGUCGACAAUGAUGGCUCCGAUUAUCCAACAGUUGUCUAA